CAUUUGCUCAUGGGCACCUUAUGCACUUUUGGCGAAUGUAAUUAAUUAGUUUCUGGUUUCAAUGAAUAUACCAAACACGUAAUGUAGAUUAGAUGUUCGACAAAAUGUCUGACCGAAGUUGUUGAAGUAGUUGUGUAUGUUAGUCAACUUUUUGCUCUUCUUGUUUCUCAUGUGUAAUGUAAGAUUAGGUGUUAAAAAAAUGUCUGAGAUGAUGAGCUAAUUGGAUGUUGGUUUAUCUGUUAAAAAAAGUUGAUAUUCUUCUUAACAAUGCUUAUCAAUCAUAGUGUAUGUAAAAAUUCCUACCCUGAACUGACGAUCGCCAACCAAAGGAUAUAUUAUAAUAUUUGGAAAGGUCGAGUUCAUUUUUAAUGCUACUUCUUGUAAGUGUUCAGAUGGUGUUUAGAUCAAUUUAAUAAUUAUGUAGACAAAUUAUUGUCUGGUUUGUGAAUGAAACCUGAAUAUGUUCUAAAACUUGGAAUGAAAGUAACUGUGUUCCAUAAAUGGACUAAGUAACACAACCGAGAAAUCAACUUUGGAGAUAUUGAAGCUCCUUCUCUUGACUUUUCAGCGUCAAACCUCUCACAUAAAGCUGAAUUGAAUACUAACACCGAUCGAGAGGCUAAUCUCAGGUAUCAAUAUGAGUACAGGUGGAGCAUUUGGAGGAAACAGAGGACUGAGACCUAUCCCACCAGAAAAGGGCAUCUUCCCUUCGGAUCACUUACACGAAUGUGAUACGGAGAAGAAAGAAUAUAUUGGCUGUCUCAAGUCUUCAGCUAACAAAGCUGAGCAAUGUAGACAUCUCUCGAAAAAAUAUCUCCAGUGUCGAGUGGCCAAAAACUUGAUGGCGAAGCAGGAUAUGUCUGAACUUGGACUCAGUGGGGUUAAAGAACUGGAUUCCACUGAAUAUAUAAGAAUAAAGAGUAGUAUCCAACAGUGAAGGGGGACAAAACUUUUUUGUGUGCAAAGAAGAAAGAGGAAUGUAUGUAUAUCGUUCUCCGCCCAUGUGUGCUGGUAGACUUUUUGGGCUAACAAUACUCGUUUUUGGACUUGAUAAGCAAACGACCUCUACAAAUCUGUAAACGUUUUAACAUAGUUACCUUACAAAAAAUACAUAUCUAUUUUUUCGUUAUAAGGGUUUUAUGUAAAACAAAAUAAUUUGUUGCUAAAACCAAAUUCUACUUUUACAUUUCAAUUAUGACUAGUUUCCUAAAAGCAAAACCCACUUGAAUAAUUUCUUCAAAUUACACAAGCGUCUUCAAUUUAGAAAAUAUUGUAUUUAGUAAAUAGUCGAUUCCAAUCUUCUUCUAUUUACAAAUGGAAAAAGUGCUAUUUUAAUCCCGAAUCCAAUAACGUUUGGAAGUAAGGUGAAUUCUGACGUUAUAAUAAGGAUGAGAGAUUUCUUAAGAAUACAUUGUGAAGGAGGAAUGAAAAAAGUAUUUGGAAUGCAACAUUGAAACUUAAAUGUUGGAAAAGUGUACCACUGAAACUUAAGCAUUUUCUUUGGAUAAUGAAUUUAAAGGUUGUUAGCAACAUGAAGCAAUUUAAAGAGACAUGUAACAAAGGAUGCAAAAUGCCAAGAUAUUUCUAGAGGGAUCGAACAGAAAAGCAUACCUUCUUUGAUUGCAUAUAUGUGCAAAAUGAUUUGGAAGGCCUUUGAAAUCAACAAAACUAUUUAAUGUUUUAUUUAUUAUUAGGAUAAUUACAUGUAUUGUUUUAGGAUUUUAUGGCUAUUUUAUAUAUAACUGUUUAGACUUAAGUUUGUAUUCAAAUUAUGAUUUGAUUAAUAAAUGAGUUUUUUUAAAGAAUUUUUUAUAAACCACUGAGAAGAGUAUUUUCAAAUCCUAAAAAGCUUUUAAUUUGAUUAAGAACUGUAAAGAAUAUUCACAAAUUCUAGUUUCCGGAUAUUUUUAGAAUCAACGGAUCUAAUUCUAUCCCUAGAAGCUUCCGCUACAUUAGUUGGUACCAGAGCUAGGUUCCUUUGAUUUUUCAAUCGAAGACGAUUCUGGAUAUCAUGAUGAGUAUUAGCAUCUAUCAUAUCCUAGAUGCAAGUUUUUUUGUUGAGAGAGAAUAGAACCAUGAGAGAUCUAUAGAGAUCCAAUCAAUGAUUUGGCUUGAUUGCUCUGGAAUCUGGAUGGUAUAUAUGUAACCUUUAACUUGAUUAGCUAUAACAUAAUAAAACAAUUAUAUUCAUUCGCCGAAGUCCGUUCUUAAUACAAAAAAAAAAAUCUCAAGUCUUAAAUCAAUAUCAUGCUCUUAUCAGUUAGGUCGAUUUCAAAUUUAACAAAUAAUAUAGAGACUAUGUAUGCUCACAAUCAGAUGAAAUGAAAGUAUGUAAAAAAAAUUAUAAAAGAAAAAGAAAUUUGUAAAUAAGUUUGUUCAUUUAUCUCGUUGCUUUUAGAGAAAAUAACACAAACGUUGUGUUGGUAUUUUAACAAAUAUAUCAUACUUCCGUUGCGUAACCGUGUAAAAGUAAAAAAUAAAAACGCUAUAUACAUCUGUGAAGCCUGCUUGGCUGCUUCAGCAUAUUAAAUAUUUAUUUGUUAUCACAUAAAGUCAUAAACGGCAUCUUGAAAGCCAAAGUCAAGUUGAUAUCUUCUUCUUUGAUUUAGAUCUCAAAACUUUUCAAAAUCGUCGGCUUUGAUCAAAUAGAUAACUAAAUGAAAGUAUGUAUUUAAAUACAUAUUGCAGAGACCCAUUUUCCACGUGGAGUUAAUAAGUGUUAUAUAGAUGGAGCAUGGAAGGAACAUGAUCUUUAUACAGGGCAGAGAUGGGUCUACAGAAAAGAUGGAUCAAAUGAUACUAUGAUGGGUGCAAUGUCUAUUCGCAGGAGUCUAUCACCUUUACAUGCUGAAUGUGAAGCGUUGAUAUGGGCGAUGGAGUGCAUGAAGACCCUACAAAUCUCAGAGGUGGUGUUUGCAACAGACUAUUCUCAAUUGGUGAAGAUGGUGUCUACACCGACAGAAUGGCCGGCGUUCACUACACACAUGGAGGAGUUUCUGCGAUGUAAGGAAUUCUUUCUCAACUUUACUAUCCAGCAUAUACCAAGGGCGCAAAAUACUCUGGCGGACAAGCUGGCACGAGGUGCUAGAACUUCGCCAUCUGCUAUGGUUUAUGUUGACUCAGUUCCUCCGAGGUGGCUCUCGGAUCAGAAAUCUUCUUAGUUUCUUAGCCUUUUGUCGUAAAAAAAAAAAAUAUAAUAUUAUUCUUUAAUUAUUUAGAAUUUUAGUCAAAUGCUAUUACAUUUAGUUAGAAAGUUUAUUCUAUUAUUUUUUUUUUAUAGUUAUUACAUCAACUUAAUAAAAUAUACUCUCUCCGUUCCUAAAAAAUCUAUAUUCUAGUAAAAAGAAAUUGUUUCAAAAAGAUACAUAUUUUAUAUUUCCAAUAUAAUUUUUAUCAACUAGUAAUGAACAUUAAUUGUAUUUUUAAAAAUUUUAUUAGUUUAAAAAUAUAAAAAAUAUAAAAUUAUAUAAAACUAUGCAUCUGUAAAUAAGUUUUAAUAUGUUUUAUUAAAAAGUGUGAAGAUUCUAACAUAGAUCUUUUAAGACAGAGGGAAUAGUAUAUAAGAAGAUCAUUUCAAUUAUUUUUGAAAAAUAUUUUUUAUUGCCAUUUAUCGUUUCCUCUAUUCAGAUUAUUUCUUUACUUAUUUAUAUUGUGUCACCAAAUAUUAUAUUUUUGAACAAGAAGAGGUAACAAAAUCAAAAAAAGUAUCUUGAUCUUUUAUGUACUCCUUCCAUUUUUUAAAAAGCGUCUUUUUAAUAUUUUCACAUAGAAUAAAGAAUGAUUGAAAUAAAUUUGUGUUUUUUUAAUUAAUUAUACUUAUUUAAAAAAUAGUGUUUGAAAUAAGGGGUUAUUUGUGAAAUAACCAAAACAAAAAUCAAAAUUAGUUUUUUUAGAGAGAGGCUAGAGAGAGAUAGGAAUAGAAAAGAAGAAAGAGAAGAUGAUUUUGGUUAGUUUGUUAAUUUUGGUUUUUGUUGAGUUAUUGGGUGCAAUUUCUCUUGAAAUAAUAGAAUUAUUAAAAAAAAAAAGAAUUAUUAAAAAAAAUCAAUGCAAAAUCAAUUCAAUUUGCAAUUAAUAUUAAACUAAAACGAAUAUAAUUUACGUUAAAAUUCUAAAAUGAUAUUUUUUGUAAUAAAAAUAUUAAAAUGACAUUUAGAAGAAAAAAAA
This is a messenger RNA of Brassica rapa (field mustard), 4164 nucleotides long. Its product is annotated as cytochrome c oxidase assembly protein COX19. NCBI's taxonomy places the organism in Eukaryota, Viridiplantae, Streptophyta, Magnoliopsida, Brassicales, Brassicaceae. The record is from RefSeq and is a predicted model, not a curated record.